This is a messenger RNA of Botrytis porri, 693 nucleotides long. RefSeq lists its product as uncharacterized. The coding region runs from base 1 to 693 and encodes 230 amino acids. NCBI's taxonomy places the organism in Eukaryota, Fungi, Ascomycota, Leotiomycetes, Helotiales, Sclerotiniaceae. The record is from RefSeq and is a predicted model, not a curated record. The transcript has a single exon.
AUGGAAUGCAAAUCACAGUCGUUAGCCCUGUCUCCGGAACACCUCACUACGUUCUCUUGUUUUUCAGAACUUCCAACAGAGCUCCGUCUCAAAAUUUGGCAUCAUUGCAUACCCGCUCCUCGGGAUCUACACAUCAAAUCCAAAAAUUAUCAAAGCAUUACAGGGCGAUUUUCAUUCCGGGGUUGGUUUAUUGAUAGCGCUAGCUUAAUCGUUGGUGGUGACGAUACAAGCGCUAUCCCGACAAUACUUCAUGUCAAUAGAGAGGCACGAGAGGUCGGAUUGACAAGAUACGAGUUAGCUUUUGGAUCCUACCACAGAGUAGGAACAGCAUACGUUGAUUUUGAAAGAGACACCUUGAAUCUAACUCAAGCGGGUUCUAACUGCGUAUUCAUGUUAGUUGGAGGUCGUUUCGAGGGUAUAGAUCAUAUAGAAAAGGUCCAAAAUCUGGAGUUCAGGGUGCAACUACAUUUCUGGGACUCGAACGAUUUUUGUUGGGACGAUGUGAUACAAUUUACCGGAUUGAAAAAAUUGAGCUUGAGAAUAUUUGAGAAUUUCAUAGACGAGAACGAAAUUUUAAAUGUGAAAAUGGCACUGGAGGAUUUUGCGCGUCGACAUACCGAGUGGAAGUUGCCAGAUAUUAGGGUUGGGUUUGAUAGACCUGGUAUGACAAAAUGGGUAACUUUAGAACUUUAA